Dermacentor andersoni is the source of this 6983-nucleotide messenger RNA. RefSeq lists its product as uncharacterized. NCBI's taxonomy places the organism in Eukaryota, Metazoa, Arthropoda, Arachnida, Ixodida, Ixodidae. The record is from RefSeq and is a predicted model, not a curated record.
ACAUUGUUUUGCUUGAUUUUGUUUGUUGUUAGAGCACGUCCUAUGCACUUCUACAAGUUCUCAUAACUGUGUCUUGUCACAGACCACAAACUGUGCAUUCAUUCCCUGCUAUUUCAUACGUCCAUCUCACGUAAACAAUCAUGGCAGCGCCCCAUCGGCAAGAAUCAUGGUGGGCUGCUCGGCCCAGCUGAUGUGACGUUCUUGAAUCUUAACGUAGUUUCUGUCUCCGAUUGCGUUUCUUUCUCCCUACUUCUUGAUACCGAGAGAUUCAACGCUGCAAUACACUCGCCCUUGCGUCUCGGGCGGCCUCGUAUUGAGGUCUGGCCGCUCGCGCGCGUUUUAUUUUGAGACCAUGCGGGCACGUGACGUCCGAGGAAACGGUCUCGGGAUUACCAAAUUUGGCUGAAAUUCGAGUCGGCGACCUCCGGCUUGCCUAAUAUGCACCGAAGCGUAAUGGAACCAAGGCGGCCGCCGCGUUUUGAGGACGAGCACGACUGCGCGUUGCGGCAUUUCGCGCUCGAAGUUGUUGGGCACUGUGAUAUCGGCACACCGGUGGUUACGUGCAUUCGUCGUACGGUGCGGUGAUACGCGAACUCGCGUCGGUGGCGUCUGUCGUGACGGCAAGGUCGGUGCGGCUAAGUGAUUAGCGAAAAGUGACUCGGACGCAAAGUGACAGUGGAGUGCUCUCGGUGCGCCAAAUCCUUCGGACAGCCAGAUUCCAGUAAGGCCUACAACUCAGCACCUAUCUGUGAGUCCCAGGAUGCCAUGACCUGACGUAUGCAAAGCGGGUUUGGCUCAUCUAACGAAUUGGAACCUGAAGCCAAGAUGACGGUACUGGAUUCUUCAUGCAGCACCCUUACUAAAGAUCAGACAGCUUGUUUAACUGAGGGCGGUGCCGCUACCAGACACGCUUCGGGCAGGCCAGACAAACAGCGUCAGGGCAGCGGCUACUUCCAGCAACUCUUCCACGCCCCCAAUGGGAACCUCUUCAGCGUGCUCUCACCGCUGCAGCAGCGCGGCGGCCGCUUCUGCUCCAUGAAGCCUGCGUUCCUGUGCCGCCAGCCGGCGCAGCAGCAGCAGGGCCAGCGUGCCACGCGCAGCCGGAGCGGCCGGCGCGGUGGCGGCAGCCGCUGCCUAAAGUUCCACAACUUCAUCCCUUCCGAGAGCAUCACCUCGGAGAAAGACGAUGGCUCGCACGACGAUGUCUGGAAGGUGCACGCCGAGUGCAAGCUCCAGGAGGAGCACGGCACCAAGCAGAUCAUGGUGUCCCAAUGGUCCGUGUCUUCGUCGGACGCGCCGCCGCCUUCGUCGUCGUCUUCCUCUUUCGUACAAGCGGCGACGGAGUCAAGGCACUCGGCCGGGAACGAUACCGCCGCCUCGACCGAAGCUGAGAAAGCUACGCCGUCUCAGCUGGCUUCCAGAUUGCGAGCGGAGGUGACCCGGCGGCAGCCUGCAUCGACUUGCCCACCGCCCGCGUCGAGCCCAACCAACAGAGCUGCGGAUGCGUCAAGACCGAGCACGGACCCACGGCCCCAGCAACAAGGCCAGGUCACUUGUCAGGCGGGACCCGUGGUCGCUGCCGUCACAGCUCCACCGCCUGCGCCUGUGGACGAAGAAGCGCUUCGGGCGACGCCCGGAUGUUUUAUUCCUUCCAGAAGCAGCGAGCUCCUCAACGAGCUCGCGUCAUCGUCGUGCUGCUCGGAGGACGUCCCAAGCAGGACUGACUCGGCGCCCGCGUCACCGAAUUGCGCGGCCGACGCGAGCGCCGACACUUCUGUCAAACAGUCGGAGAUCCUCUUCGAGUGCCUCUCCAAGCGGCACCGAAGAAAGCCCUCGCAGACACGCAGGGUCGUCCCUUACCGAAAGUACCUGUCCCUCUUGGAAAAUGAUGAAGCUUCCAAUGCGUCGCACCCUCUGGACUUGUCUAUGAAGACAAGAGUGCGUGCAACAGAGGAUGCUGGUGCCACAGUUGGCAACAGCGACAGCUGUUGUUUCUCGCCUGCAGUGUGUGGUGCGUCGCCUUUUGUGCCCUGUUGCUUACCGGCCUGUUCCUCGCAACCGUACCUGCCCAGUGUGCCUUCCGAGCACUAUCAUUUUCCUUACCAGGACCCGAGGACGUCCGUGUCUGGCAGCUUUGAGAAGUCUCCACUCCAGGUUGCAUUGGAAGCACCUCUCACAACUGCACCAAACCGUAGACUUUACAGUGCUUUUUCUCAGCCAAGUCCACUUGCUACACUGGGUCACCAGUCUAUGGUGUCCGCAUCUGUGGUGCCUACGACCCAGUUGCCAUUUGGCUAUGCCCUCUACUCGACACCAACAUCAGCUUCUGGUGCUGGUGUCAGGCCAUCACACCCUCUUCAACCACAGUCCCAUACAGACUGUUCGGGCAGUGGCAGUAGAUCAGCAUUGAUGGCGGUCCUGCAGAAUUGUCGAGACCCGAGGACCAGCAGUGGCCAUGGUUCAUCAACAAGCCCGUCACCCUCGGAAGCACCACGGGGUCUUCGCAAACCGAGCCAGAGGUCACUGAUCAAGCAGAAGCUGGAGGACACGUUCAAGCAGAAUGGUUUCCUCGUCAAGACCAAGCAAGUCUCGGAUGGUGACGCCACCUUCUGCAAGUUCCGUCAGCUUCGCAAGUACACACGCUACUACCUCAAGAGCUGGCACCACCACCUUCCAGCAGAAGUGCACAAGCUCUGGAAGGGUUUCCUUCCACCUAAGACACUUCCUGGCCCUGGGAGCUCAGUUGAUGAUGUGGCCAGGGAUGCUUCGCAAGGCUCACUUUCUCUACCACAAUAGAAAUAUGGCACCGUGCUACGAAUUUCACUAUCAGAUUGAAGGACGAUACGUUUCUUUUUUGUUUGUACAGUGUUUAGCUUGGUUAACUCAAGUCAUGUUGGUGUUAAGCCAACUUGGGUUUGAGCACAUUGCCCUGAUUGAUGAGACUGAAUGUGCUCAACAAAGUUCUUAAAAGCAAAAUUGUUUUUGUUUAGUUACCUUAUCUGAAAUUGACUGUUUAUCCUAUGACUGAUUUUUUGCAGUCUCUACCUAAGUAGCUAAGCGUCUUGAAGUUUUGAAAGCCAGUUCAGUCACUUUUGGAGGCCCUAAGCCAAUUGUGUUAAAUAAACACGGAACAAUCUUGCAUGAGAACAAACCAUUCUCUGGGAUAAAUUAAUCUGAGAACACAAGAGUACUCCUGUAAAAGCUGUGAGGCUAUUUAGACCUUAAUGAUUGAAUUGUUAUUAUGUUUCAAAGCCACUACAACAGUGCCUUGUGUUCGUUAUCAAGCCAUGACCCCCCUUGCAUUUCUUUUUUCCUGAGUAAUAAUAUUUAUUUCCGCCAGUGUAGCGUGAUGAAGGAGGUGAGAAAUAAAAACAGCCAUCUGCUUACAUAGUUUUAUCUGGUGUAUUUCGUUCUGAUCCUCUCGCAUAUUUCCCGAGUUUUCGCAAAUCGGAUAUUGCUUAUGGGGGAAAGCUGCCUUAAAAUUUACUCGACUAGUCUUCAUUUUAAAUAUCAAUUUGAACCCACGUUUUGUUUCCCGCCACUUUCACAGUGAUUGUCAUGCAGUUUUUAAUCCUUGGUGAACACAUAGAUUAUGUAAAGGUGAAGAAUAAUUUCGUGUUCACAACCGAAAAAAAAAAAACUUUUUUAUAUGAGCAGCAGCUCUAAAAGAUGCUUUUUGCUUCUUGCAAAGGUAUAAUUUCUAUCAUCAUUUUAAUUCUUUUGAAGUUUGGGAUGCCUGCACUUGGAGUGAUAAUUGUGUAUACAGUUAAGGAGAAUGUUGACAACUAGCCCACAAAUGGUUGAUGAACACCAUGGAGAAGCUUUAUUUUUAUGAUUAGGUAUGACAUAAGCGUAAUUAUACUAUAAAGACUAAGCAUUAGCGUACUGUGAGGCACUAGUGCUUGUGUGUGCUUAUCCUUCAGGUUUGAAGUAAUGGAUAGCCGGCCUCCACCAUUUCGUGAUGCUUUUAUUUAUACUAGUUAUAACCUAUGUUGUGAACAGCGAGAAAGACAGAGUGAGCAGAUGGCGCAAGGUGUUCACAGCACCUCUGUUGUCUACUCCAUCAAACUUUUCUUGUGCCAUGCAGGGUUUAGAUGCUCGUUUCAUUCUUUCAUUUGUCUCAAAGGUUGUGAAGGGCUAGGGUGCUGAUCAUGGGGACUCUGUAAUGUGAAGCAGUGAUCUUUGUUCAUUUGCUAAAAAUGCACGUAUUGUGUAUUCUGCCAAUUUGACCACAUGCUGACUCUCAUUCUUUAACAAUGCCGAGCAUUCUAAAGAAGUGUUUUCAAACAGUGGUCUUGAGAAAUUAGUAUUCUAGAUUAGAAAAAUAGGCAGUGGACUGUGUAUGGUAUUCAGUGUAAUAGUUAACAUGCAAGUGUGUAUUCAAUGUCACUUAUGUUAGUCAUGGAAGAGGGAAGUUUUUACAAUUACACACAGUGCAGCCUAGAAGUCUUGCGAAGCGGAAUGCGGCUUGGCUUGGGCAUUUGCACACUGGGGGCUGACAUUGAUGACACCCCGGAGUAGCUACUAGAGUAAUGGCCUUUGAGCAGUAAGCCUAGCAAUCCUAGUCCCAUAACGCUCAUCUGAAAGACAUUAAAAAGCUUCAUUAUUCAGGGCAGAGAAGGGAAGUUGAGCUACCCAUGUCAAUAUGUGUGACCUUUGAUGCAGGGUAUGGGGGAAAUGACACUCGGACUUUUAGAAUGAAAGCAUAAUUCAGUGCUUAUUAUUUCAUUACACAGCACCAAACGAACACCACGCAGCUGCUGCUCAUUUCUGUAGAAUACUUAACAUGCUCAAUUGCAAAAAUAAUUUUCCAUGAUUCAAACCAUUGGGCUGUAUGUGACUUGUGCAAAUGUCGUUGCUGCUGCCAUGUUGGCAAUCUGUUGUGAGUGAUAUUCUACACUUUAACCUGAUCUGCGCAUGUUCAGCAUGUCUUCUUAUCUCCAGUAACCCUGCCAAAGCCACAGUUGGGGCUCUGUUAAGAUGUUUGUGAUGCUGCAUGCAAGGAAGAUCUGAUGUGAGAAGCUGAACUUUCUCAUAGGAUACUUGAAACAUAAAGCGUGUGCUUUCCACUGCACAGUACUGAUUGUGUUUUACAUGGCUCUCUAUUUUUUCUGUGCUGUGGGUGUAUUCACCACAGGGAGCAAAGGGCUGCUUAUCAAACCUCUCUGCAACACCCCUCACCUUCUUUCCUUCAUCUCUUCUUCACAUUUACUCAUAAGCAAUGUGAUAAGCUGAAAGAUCUUGCCAAUACAUUAACUCUGGAAAAAUUGUUCAAACAUCAAGGAAAGCAGAAAAAAGCAUUUGCCAACUUGUGCUCUUAAUUUAAAGCUUACAACGUUGUCCCAAAUUGCUAGCCUUUCAUGCUAGUCCAAUGGCUCUGAGGCAAACGCAUCCCUCCCUGUCUUAGUACAGUGGACCUUCUUUAUAUUUCACCCAUGAUAUCUGCUCACCUGUUUUCAAUAGGUUUGUUGUUUCACACUGCAUUGCCCUGUGAUCUCCUUUAACACGUCCAAAAGGAACUUGUUUUGUGAUGCUAUUGCUGUUGGUGAGACUAGUCAGAGACAGGGUUGCUUUUGCACAUAUUGUUAGGUGUUGUACAGAAUUCUAGAAUUUUUGACGAGAUGCACUCUUUUGAUGUAAGGACAACUAGCAAACACACACUUCCCCAAAGAGAAGCAUACAUCUUUAUCUAGGAUCUUCUUCAUUUAUUGUGUUGGAUUCACUUGUGCACUAUUCAGAAGGAAGCAUAACAGAAACUUUCAGAACAAGCUACUGUUUUCCAGGAAGUUAUGUCUCUUUCCUUUUACUGUAGACCAUUUCAUAACAAACUCCAUGACCAGUGCUGUUUUCACUGCUGUGCUGGAGCGUAAUGGUGCUUUCUUUAUACAUAUUUCUGUGUUGUGAAGAUGGAAUAUAUCUUUAGGAGCAAGGGCAUGUGCAUGCUUUAACUUUUUUUGCCCUCGUUUCUACUGACAGACAAGGUGGCUAUCUAGACAACAGUGGCUUGAUCUGUUAGGAUUCCUAGUAGCAUCUGUUUUUGUAUGAGUCCCCUUUUUACAAGCCUUGCUAUAUUCUUUGGAAGGUCCGCUAUGAGCAAAUAUUAGUUGUAAGUAUCACAUCGGUCGUUUCUAUUCUUUGUGCAGCUGUUUGUAUGGUGGUUGUCUUUUUAGUCACGGAAUGUCAAUUGCUCUGUUAUGUAUGGACUUCGUCAAGUCCCUCCUUUGUGAUGAAAAUGAUUUGCAAGCAUUUUGUGUGCAUAUGACUGUCACUCUGUCAUCUUCUGUUUGGUAGUGUUGAGGCUUAGACUGUCCCAAAGACUUUUUCACCAUUUUUUGUACAUAGCUGCAGUAAGGCAUACCUUGUUUAAACAUUGAUUUAAGCAAACUUUUUCAUAUAUUUACUAAUCUCAGGUGCUAUGUUGAGGUACGAGAUUUGUUUUAUUGGAAAUUUGCAAGUUUUCUUCAUGUUUAAAUUUCCGAUCUGCUAUGUAUAUUGUCUUAAGCAGUAAACUGAUGUAAUGACUCCCAUAGCUGUACUGUGGCUCCAACACUAUGUGUGGGCUUUGUUGUUGGCAGCACUGAAUAACUUUUGAGUAGUUAGGCAUAGUGUUGCAUGCAAGCAACAGCCAUAGUGCCUUUGAUACUGCUAUUAACUUAUUGCCAAAUGUAUUUACAGUUCACCUUUCUUUGUUGUUGAGUUUUUGUUUCUAAAGAGUUGUUCGUGAUGUUAAGUUUUUCUCAUAGGUUUUAAGAACAGUGUGCCUGUUCCUGUUUUUUGCCUUGAAUCUAUCAGGCGAAGUUGGCAGCUGACACAAAGGAAAUGUUUGAAACGUCCAGUGUAUAAACAUUGUUCUUCCCACCAUGUGAUGAUAUUUUUCUAAUGCGUGUUUUUUUCAAUAUGUUGGUCUGCUAGGCCGAUCAUGCACAAAGCACAAAAAAGAGUCCUUCAUGAGCAUUGUUGUUAAUAAAUGUUUCCUUACCAUG